AGGCGCUCGCGCAUUCGUGGAUCAGACCUCACCGAAGACGCAGCGGAGCACAGAUUUCUUGGAUUUCAGUUUAGCAUCUCGAGAUUGCGCAAAUCAUUUACAAUGAGACAUUUCUAGUAAAUGAACGCGUCAUUUAUCGUUCUGUAACGGAGGAUGUAUGUUUCUCGUGUGCUGUGUCAUUUACUUCAGAGCAUGCCACAUUUUCUCCGAUAUGCCUAAUGGACAAAGAUAAUUAAAAUGUUAGAAAUCUCCGUGGUUGGAAUGCUUCACCAUGUUCUGAUUUGUACAACUCGAGACCGUUCGACUACCUGUAGGAUUGCAUCAAGCGCGUAAGGGAGGCGGUGAUGCCCAGGAGGUAAUGCGCAUUAGUAUAAUGUGAGACAAUUCGGGGGAUUUUGCACUCGAACGAAGGUUUCUGUGCACAUCGUGCACAUUUGUACCAGGUGAAUAUAAGCUAAUGGAACCACCGUAAUCUCAAGGAGAGCCGACGGCACGUUGUUUUUGAAGAGGCGUUGGGAUGCUCUACGGUUAUCCUUCAAACCCAUUUGAAGAUGUACAGAACACGGAGACAUUUGCAGCAAUACACGCGUACCUGUACCAUACCAGCUCCGUCUGAAUGGCAAUACUUGAAUGUUUGAAUUCGUAAAAUCAUAUGGCAAUAGUUGUCGCAAUCGAUCGAAUGAAUGAUCAUUCCUGCAUGAGUGUGCAGAGUGACUAAUCGCACCUGGACCACAGUAAAACAGGACGGAUAUGAAUCAGACACGCGUUUUGAUUGCUGGCUUUGAGCUAGCGGAAAGCGCUCUGUAGUAAAGUUGCAGUGGCCGAACUACAGGUGCUAUAUGAAGAUCAGGACACAAUCGUUAGAUUGCUCUCGCAGAAAUGCCAGUGCGUGCUGUGACUUCCAGGUUCAUGUACAGGGGACUUUGUUCAAUUCCAGAUAUCCUCUCCUACAAGGCUCCCGUCAGCCUCCCCGAGGAUGAAGUGGAGGAGAUCCGUGAAGCCUUCAAGGUGUUUGAUCGUGAUGGGAACGGAUUCAUCUCAAAACAGGAGCUAGGAGUCGCCAUGCGGUCUCUUGGUUACAUGCCAAAUGAAGUGGAGCUGGAGGUGAUCAUUCAGAGACUGGACAUGGAUGGUGACGGUCAGGUUGACUUUGAAGAAUUUGUAGCACUUCUCGGACCAAAACUGUCUUCAGCCGGGAUGCCCGACAGGUUCCACGGAGCCGAGUUUGACUCCAUAUUCUGGAAGUGUGACAUGCAAAAACUGACUGUGGAUGAGCUGAAGAGACUCCUGUAUGACACCUUCUGUGACCAUUUGACUAUGAAAGACAUCGAGAACAUCAUCAUGACUGAGGAGAGUCACUUAAACAGCGCCGAGUGCCAAGUAGAUAUUGACACAAGUCCCAUGCAACAAGUCAAGCACACCUGUGUGCGCAAGAGCUUGAUUUGUGCCUUCGCCAUUGCAUUCAUCAUCAGCGUAAUGCUCAUCGCAGCCAAUCAGAUGCUUCGAAGAGGAAUGAAAUGAACAGUUCUGUUUCGAAGACAAUGAAUGACUGACAAAAGGAAACAAGGUAAAAAUGCAAAAAAGUCCACCAAUUUUACUAAUUUCUAAUGAUCACAGUUUUACAGAAACACCAAAGGCUGCACUUUCAUAAACUCAAGGUGAAGACAGACUGUUGUUAGACAGACAAAAGAACAAUUUAGCCCAAAACAACAUAGUUUUAAAGUGUCUUUAUCAUUAUACUAUAGUAACGGUCAUUGUCCUAUAAAAUAUUUUUUUUUCUUUGGCUUAUGUUACAAAGUUGACAUCUAUUAUAAUGUAGCACUUAAAAGUAUUGUAAUGUAUGGUUGUAAUCCACUUUAUAUCAACAUCAUGUCAGAGUUAUUAUAUAACAUGACACUAUGACAUUGACAAAAUUAUUUCCCCAUUUCGUAACAACGCUGUGUGACCAGGUCAUGUACGUUACACAGUUUUAGGUCCAGUAGAAACUACACAAACAUGGUCUCAAACAUCACCGGUUUGAUCUUUGGGGAUAUUUGUGGAUAAAGAAUGAAAAGAGGGAAUAAACAAAUGUGUCAACACCAAGUGUAAAUCACCACGAGUAGUUAGGCUUCGAGCUAUUCAAAAAGAAAAUGAAUGUACUGGAAAUUUACCAGUUAUAAACUGUGAUGGAAAAGAGAGUAUAAAUUUGGUGACAAUCCAAAGUGUUACUGAAUCUAACCUGUGCAAUUGUCUUGUUAACUGGCAAAAACAGUAUUUCUUCCAGUCUUGACUCUCAGGAUUGUUUGUUGACAGGUAUUUUAUUAAAUUGUCUGCUGGUUGUGUGAGAAAAACUAUUGUGAAAAAUGACUGAAUAUUACAGGCUAUUCGUAUUGUGUGCCACGUGAGACUAAAUGUUUUUUGUCGAUAUCUUGUAAUAUAACUGUUCUGAGUGUUAAUACAUAUGAUUACAUAUUUGCAUGAUGUGUUUCCUAGCAUUUUGAUAACAUCAGUGUUGUCAAUGAAUAAUCAGUCUGUAUCAGUAUUAUCAUUACUUUCUUUAACAACUUGUGGAUUUCAUUGUUCUGGGGUGUUGUGGUCUGUAUAAUGGUCAGUUUUUCAUUUUUAAGUUGACAUUAACAUUCUCUCAUCGUAAAUGAGUUUGUGUCCACACUUUGGUCAACUGGAAAAUUACAGGUUAAUGCUGCAUUCCGUAAUUUUUUUGUUUAAAAUGAUCCAAAAUCAAUUACUGAGCAAGUACACAACCAAUCAGUGUUCAAAACUAUCUCAUCUGAGCCCAAUUCAUGACGGUAAGCUUGUAAUAACGUUUUCUUUUUUAAAUGGUUCAUAUCGUUCCUCUUUACAUCAUUACGUCACGUCUAGAUGUGGCAGUUGGUAGAUUAUUUCUAGCCUUUACCUACAGCAGCUGGAAAAAUACUAGUUAAAACUAGUCACAAACAAAUUACAUGAUGAUAAUGAAACACAUGUAAGUGACUGAAAUUAGAUUAUAUUCCAGUUUUAAAGGUGCAUCAGAUUACAUAUAUAUGGGAUUACACUGUACUUCCAAAAAACUUGUAUUUCAAAGAGAAUGAGUUAUAAGGAACAUUAAAUUGCUUUUUGAGGUUAAAGGAGAAUUCACCUCCAGAACAAAAAUUUACAGAUAACGUACUCACCCCCUUGUUAUCCAAGAUGUUAAGAAUUCAUUUUUUUUUUU
Molecule: messenger RNA, 3190 nt
Organism: Labeo rohita (rohu)
Lineage: Eukaryota; Metazoa; Chordata; Actinopteri; Cypriniformes; Cyprinidae
Gene: cabp7b
Product: calcium binding protein 7b
Exons: 5
Coding region: 880-1521 (213 amino acids)
Molecular function (GO): calcium ion binding
Source: RefSeq, a predicted model, not a curated record